GCUGCGCGGCGGUGGUUGGCUGAUGCUGCUGUUUCGUGUUGAUUUUAUUCUGCGUUUCGGGACCGUUACUGGAGCGGCACUGUGAGUGGCACGGAGUUACCGGCGCCCCCGGGAGGCAUGCUGCAGUCCUUCUGUACAGGUUUGAAUUUGUGGCCUAUGGGCAAAGAGUGGCACUGAAUGCUUGCUGAGGGCCUCUCAGAAGCACGCUGGGAUGUUGCGUCAGAACGGAGGAGGUAACAGGCGUGGUUUAGGAUUUUCACGGUUUUCUACCUCAAACUUCUUCACCAUCUCAAAUUCUGCCACCUGGGGAAUGGGGAGAAGCACCAAAAGUAAUUCUCUGAGCAGUAUCAGCACCAACUCCGAUUGCUAUGACAGCUCUGUGGUGGACCCGGAAUACAUCAUGCAGCUGGUGAAUGACGUCAGGAGGUUUGCUGACGUCCUGCUCUAUCUGAAGGAAGCUUGUGUGUCUCCAGAGAAUCAAGACAGCUUACACCAAGUGGUACAUGAACGCCUGGGAGACCUGCUGCGGGUGCUGAAAGGGGUGAUAAGCAAGCACCAAACUCUUAAUUCUGUGGAUAUUCUUGGCGCAGCUGGGACGGUGAUCGCUAAGGUGAAAGCUGUGAACUUCAAAGACAUUAAUGAAGAGAACAGAAGGGAGCAAUUUGGAGAAAUCUUUACAUCCAUUGACACUUUAGCCUUCACCUUUGGCAACGUUGUUUCCGAUUUCCUUAUGGGAGAUGUAGACAAUGGCUCAUCAUUGGGGCUUCAUUCAUCUCGGAGAAGUCGGUCAUUUGAAAAUGUUUCCAUGGAGGACUCUCCUGGGUCAAUUCAUGAGAGAGAUGAUCUUCAAGGGCACCUUCGGGCAGAAGAAGUGGACAGCAUGCUCCUCCGGAUUGAUAGCGGAGUUGAAUCGGCCUUGUCGUACGCCAAAGCGUGGUCAAAAUACGCCAAGGAUAUUCUUGCCUGGGUAGAGAAGAGGCUCAAUAUGGAAGCCGAAGCCGCUAGAAAUCUUGCAAAGAUGGCCGAAGCCGCGAAAUCCAUUGUCGCCCCACAGGAGUUCAUGCCGUUCCAGCCAAUUUUCACAACUGCUUUCCAGAAUGACAUUGAAUGCAGCCAGUUAUGGCUUCAAACCAUCAGUGCACUUCAGAGCAACAAGUUCCUUCAGCCUCUUCAAGCCCGAAGAUCGGAGCUCGACAGACAAAGGAGGGAAAUGAAAGAACUUUGGCAACGAGAACAGAAGAAAAUGGAAGAAUUGGAAACUGCUCUUCGGAAAGCCAAGUUAUUGAACGUUCAAAGGCAAGAUGAGCACGAGAAAGCAAAAUCUAGUACAGUCCGAGCUGAGGAGGAGCAGCUUAGUUUAUCUGGAGGACUCCUGAAAGACGGGAACAAACAAGUGGAGAAGAGGCGACGCUUGGAGCAGGAGGCUUUACAAAAGGCCGAAGAGGCUAAAGAACAUUACAAGGCUUGUGUGGCAGAGGUGGAAGAGAAACGAAUUGAUAUGGAAAAUGUGAAGAGUGAAAUUUUAACGCAGAUACGAGAGCUUGUCUACCAAUGUGAUCUCACCCUGAAAGCCGCAACAGUGAAUUUAUUCCAGUUGCAGCAUGCCCAAGUGGUAUCGCUGCCUGUCAACUGCCAGACCCUCUGUGAGAUUGCCAAGCGCUAUGAGCCAGGUCAGCAGUAUUCAGAGUUUGUGAAGAACCUGCCCAAAGAUGACUGCGGCAUUGAAGUAGGAUCUCAUGCACAGAUUGGACGGCUUAUGUCAAAGGGAGACGAGAACAGUACCCGUGCAUCACAUGGAAACCUAUCCCAAGGUUCUGCCGAAUAUCCCCCCCAAUCUCCUGAAGACAUGGGCAGUCCUUUCUAUAACCGCUCUCAGAAGAUUGGGCAGAAGAGAUCGAGUAGCAGCACUGAUAUUCAGGCCAUAAGAGGUCCACCAUUCAGGUCCUGGUCCACCGGUAACCAGAGCGGAGGCAUGUGCAGUGAUUCUGAGAGUGCAGGGGGCAGUAGUGAGUCCCGUUCUAUGGACUCUCCAUCAGCUAGUCCAGGAGACUUUAAGAGACGCCUCCCUAGGACUCCAUCCACGGGGACCAUGUCAUCGGCUGACGAUCUGGAUGAGAGAGAGCCUCCUUCUCCUUCAGAUAACGGCUUGAAUGACCUCGUUUCUGAGAUUGCCAAUUCCCCAGGACCAUUCCGGAAUACCAUCAUGUCCAAAGCAUCCCAGACACACAAGCUGCGAAAACUAAGAGCUCCCUCCAAGUGCCGAGAGUGUGACAGUCUAGUGGUGUUUCAUGGGGCGGAGUGCGAGGAGUGUUCUCUUGCUUGCCAUAAGAAGUGCCUGGAAACAUUAGCCAUUCAAUGCGGACACAAAAAGCUUCAUGGAAGACUUCAUCUCUUUGGAGUAGAAUUUACUCAGGCCGCCAAGAACGCUCCUGAUGGCAUUCCUUUCAUUAUCAAGAAGUGCACCUCCGAAAUAGAGAGCAGAGCUCUAUCUACAAAGGGCAUUUAUCGUGUGAAUGGCGCAAAGUCCAGAGUUGAGAAACUGUGUCAGGCAUUUGAAAAUGGAAAAGACUUGGUGGAGCUGUCCGAUCUGUACCCCCAUGACAUCAGUAAUGUCCUCAAACUGUACCUCCGACAGUUGCCAGAACCUUUGAUGGUGUUUUCAUUUUACAAUGAGUUGAUUGGACUUGCCAAAGAAAGUCAACGUGCCAUUGAUGAAGUUGACUCCAAAGCAAGUAGCCCUCCAUUAAAAAGGCAACCAUCUGGAGUGGAGCUGAACAGAGUCAUCUUUAAGAUCAAAGAUUUGCUGAAACGGCUGCCGCCGCCUAACUACAAGACCUUACAGUUCCUAGUGGGACAUCUUCAUAGGGUCACAGAAGAAGUGGAAGAAAAUAAAAUGACGGCUAGUAAUCUAGGAAUAAUAUUCGGGCCCACCCUGCUUAGACCACGUCAGACCGAUGCUACCGUAUCACUUUCUUCUCUUGUGGACUAUCCAUAUCAGGCCCGUAUAGUGGAGCUUCUGAUAUCGCACUAUGAUAAGAUAUUUGAUGUGUCACGUCAGAUGAUUAACUCUGAGGAUAGAGAGCAGCAGCAGCAGCAGCAUUUGAGGAAGGUGCAGUCACUGCCGGUGGGGAACGAAAGUGUUAUGCCAUCAAAACGCACCAACUCCCUGGAUGAUGCGUCGUUCGAUUUUAAAGGUGUGGAGGAGAGGUUAAUCCGAAGCCAGAGUGUGGAUAUUGUUGAGGAGAAUGAAAUUAAUGUAAGUGAAUCUGAAGAAAGAGACUCCUCAGAAGCAGGCAGUCCUGUCGUCACCCUGCGUGGUUCAGAUGAGCAAGAUUGUUCCAUGGAUGCCAUUUCAGAGGGUGACGUUGCUGCUAGAAGGAGCAGCUCAGAAGACCUUUCAAACACAAACAUCCCUGUACCUGUAAAAUCUUAUAGGCAAGUAGCCAAAGUUCUGCUGCGGGCUCCUCGGACGAAACCAGUGGUUCGCCCUGUAAGUCUACCUGUGGAUCGUCUUCCUCCUUCUGUGCUGAACGAGAACUCCAGGAAUGUGGGCGUCACCUUAUCUGAUAAACUUGGCAAUAGUCCUAUCAUUGAAGAGGUCUCUGAGAACAAAUCUUUACCCACAAUUAAUUCUUGCCAUAGACUUUCAUGUUACGACUCCCAGAGCAAUCGUAAAACUUGGGAUAAACAGUAUAAACAGUAUGACAUAACGCCGAGGACUGCAAUGAUAAUGACCAAUGUUCCACAGGAGAUCAGAGCCCUCGACAGUGGGCCGACCAGUUUGCCCUCAAGCACUAAUUGUGUAAGUGCCACACUGCCAAAAAUACCAUCUACAACUCAACUCAAGCCCAUUACCACAGAUAAUAACUCUACAGAGCCUAAUGUGCUGUCCAUUUACCGGGCUCCAAGAACUUUGCAGCCCCCGCCAGGAACUUUUUACAAGCCACCGUCUUAUAAAACCAAGCCAAGUGAAGAGACAUCUCAGAGUGACUCUUCCUCUGCAAGUCUGAUGAAAGCUCAAUGUCAGAUUAAUAUCAACAAUGUGAAUCUUAUUGUAGACUCAGACCUGACAACUGACCUUCAGGGACAAGGCAAAAACUCUCAAAAACCCACUCCCGAGGAUAGUCCCCAAACAGAUGUGAAGCCAACCUUUCCACGUCUUAGGCCAAAACGCGUACAGGAACUGGAACACAGAGAGGCGCACUUUGUGUAACGUCAGGACUGCAGCGCCGUCUUCUCCCUCUGGUACGGAGGAGACCCAUGUGCCAUUGUCAGAAUUAUUUUUAUAAGAACUUUUUAACUGGAAAAAAAAACAAAACACUGAAGUGCUUUUUCUAUACAAAACAGUCUAUUGGUAUGCAUUCCAAAAAAUAGAAGUGGCUACUAAGGUGCACUUAGUGAAAUAUAUUAAAAUCCAUGCUUAUUUAUACCACGAAACAGUAUUCAUAUAUGGAUCAAACUGUUUAUGUAAAUUUUGUUUAGUAGCUAAAAAAAAUAAUAUAGCAUUUCUAUAUGACAGCAGCAACAUUUGCUGAAGGAAAGCGUGUAAUCUGUGCAAUCAAAUUGUACUCGAGGAUGCAUCUCUUUAUUGUACUUGUAUAUUUUAUUACUCCUGUUCUCAUCCGUUGCCGGUUUCUGUGUUGUCACUUUAAUGUUAUUUUGACAGAGAAGAUGCACUUAAAAUGUAUUUUUUUUUUUUACGCAAAAGUAUAAAAUAGAGGAGAAAUAGGUCGGCUCAAAAAGGGUUCCUGAGAUGUCAAGACCAGAACUCAUCGAUUUGUGGAGAAUUCUGAAUGUGGUUUCUCAGUUAUGAGUGAAACGCUGAAGAUCGUAUACCCCCUUGUGAACUGUAGCAUCAUUUCCUCUUCAAGUCGUAGUGGUUCCCUUCUACUGAUUUUACAGCAAUCACUUCAUGAUUUGCUUAGUAUGGUCAUCCCCUCACCUCAACCACAAGUUACAACAUGCGCCCAGUAAAGGUCCAAGACAUAAGUGUAGAUAUUCCUAUAAUUCACAAUGUUGUACAGUCUUUCCCAAAACCCCAACUCCUUUUUUUUUUUGCUGAAAGGGAUUUUUUUUGCCUUGGACAUGUGUCCAUCUCUGGGCAGCAUCUUAUAGAGCAGGAGCAGCUGAGAAGAUUGAUGUAUGUUUUUAGGAAAAGGAUCCGUAUAACUUGUUUGCCUUUGAAUCCCUGUUCAUUUUGGGAUUAGGCAUCCAGUGGACUCCCUAUCAAUGUGCAUACAGAUAGGAGUCUAGUGGGCGGUUCAAAUCAGUGGCUAAGUCUAAAAUAACCAGAGAUUUAAACUAUGGGAGAGAUUUGUUUUCUCCCAGCGCCUGAAAAGCGUCAUUAAAAAGUUGCAGACUAUGUGUUUGCACUUUUUUAAAUGUGACUUUAAAAAAAUAAGGGGGCUUGGCCAGCAGCCACAAUAAAUUUGUCUUCAUUUACACUAGUUUUCUCAGAGCUGCCGUAGAUUUCGGUUUAGGCGCACUAACUGCUGGAGAAUGCACCUAAUUAAUGAUGAUACCUGGGCCUUAUCAUAAAUUAGGCACAAUCCUCUGGCAACGCAGGGGAUAGCAAGACCACCGCAGACUGGUCAGUUCUUCUGUUUGGUAAUGUGUUGCCUGCAGAUCGGACAUUUAUGUUCACCUUGAUAGGUCUCCUUUACAGGUUGCCCAGAUAAGGGUCAAAGUGAUGAGGGUCCACCAUAUGGGGCCCCCAUCAGUCUCAAAAAUAUAUGAAUUCUUGGUCCCAUUUUUCAGUGAAGUAGUGGUCGCUUCUCUCUCAGUUCCAUAGCUCACAUUUAUUUCAGCAGCUAUAACAAUAAUAGGUCAAAGAUUAUUUUUCAGUUAGGCAUCUCAACUUCCAGAUCCACCUCAAUUUAAGUCUUUAGAUCUGGGCUUUACAUGCGGUAUGACGAAACCCUGUACAUUUGGAUUUGACCCAAAUGAAUUUAUAGCAAGAUUAUUAUUGACCUUGAUCAGAUUCUUGUUCUCAAUGGCUAAUGGACAGAAAUGAGAAGUGGAAUACAAUUGAUUGUUCAAGGAAACUCCAGUACUUAUGUUUUGACUACUUUUGAAUGUUACACACAUGGAUACCACAUCCCCACACUAGAUGCUAUUGGAAAUGUCUUCCAUUCAAUGGUUGCCUGGCAGUUUUAGUAUGAUUGUAACAUAUUUUAAUUGUAUCCCUUCUUUCACAUUUAAUUUUUUUUUUUAAAUUAAAGCUCAGCCUAUCACUUCACUGCAAGCCACGUCAUGAGUCCAAAAAUGGCUGCCUUAAAGGGGUUUGUCCAAGAUUUUGCUAGUGAUGGCCUAUCUUCAGGAUGGGCCACCCGUGUCUGAUCAGGUGGGUCAGACACCUCGCACCUCUACCGGUCAGCUGUUUCAGAGUAGCUCCAGCUUCAGAAGUCUGUGUCAGAACUACACCGCGCCAACCACUGUGUAGUGGACGUAGAUAAUGCAACACUGCUUCCAUUGAAGUGAAUGGGCAGUGUUGUAGUAACCAACACUGUCCACUACACAAUGGACGGAGCUGUGCAGUUUCAGCAGCGGCUGAAACAGCUGAUCGGCAGGGUGCUGGACCGCCACCAAUCAGACAUUGAUGGCCUAUCCUGAUGAUAGGCCAUCGCUUGUAAUUUCCUGAUAAAGGGAAGGUUUUAAUUGUCACAGAUCCAUCAGCUUUACGCGUUCAGUGUGUUUGGUUCUGUUGCCAUUUCCACUGUACAUUGGAAAUACUGUAUAUUUAUAUGGAAGGGAAGGCAGUAUUUCUCACAAUGUCAACGCAUUACCCUUAUACAACCAAAUGACUACCAAAUAUGCCCCUUUUAUGUGCAUCCCGUGUUUUUAUAUUGUAUUAAAUAUAUAUGUAUUUUUUGUUAUAUACAAUUCAACUGUUACACUCGAAUAUAUUAACUUUUUAACAUAUUCCCAGAGUUCAUGGUUUAUAUAAUCUUGGUUUCUUUUUAACUUAUUAAGAUGUAGAUUCUACACUCGUGGCCAAUUUUAAUGCUUGUGAAGUAAGAUUUUCUUUCACCUAUCAGGCAUACUCUCAAUCUAAAAUGACACGCGUUGUGUGCACAAAUGUAUAUUACAAAGGUUUUUUCAUAUUAAAUAUAAAGUAUUUUAUUACA
Messenger RNA from Bufo gargarizans (Asiatic toad), 7127 nucleotides. RefSeq names its product Rho GTPase activating protein 29 (gene ARHGAP29). The transcript is spliced from 24 exons. Bases 212 to 4213 code for a protein of 1333 amino acids. Gene Ontology annotation, biological process: signal transduction; activation of GTPase activity. Gene Ontology annotation, molecular function: GTPase activator activity. The record is from RefSeq and is a predicted model, not a curated record. Gene Ontology annotation, cellular component: cytoplasm. Lineage: Eukaryota; Metazoa; Chordata; Amphibia; Anura; Bufonidae.